AUGAAACUCGCCAUCCUCGACGACUACCAGGGCAUCGCCCCCGCCCACUUCACCCACCUCAGCGACCGCAUCACCAUCACCUCCUUCCCCUCAACCCUCAACCCCUCCAUCCCCUCCGAGCAAGAGUCUCUAAUCAAGCGCCUCCACCCCUUCGACGCAAUCCUCGCCAUGCGCGAACGCACCCCCCUCUCCAAAGAAACCCUCUCCCGCCUCCCGAACCUCAAACUCCUCCUCACAACCGGCACCCGCAACCGCGCCCUCGACACAGCCUACUGCGCCGACCGCGGCAUCCCGGUCGCAGGGACCGAGACCCGGUCGCCCGGGGUGAAUUCCACCGUCCAGCACACCUGGGCGCUGAUUCUGGGCCUCGCGCGCCAUGUGCCUCGCGACGAUGCAGCGGUUAAGAGCGGGGGGUGGCAGGGGUCGCUGGGGAUGACGCUGGGGGGGAAGACAUUGGGACUGGUGGGGUUGGGCAAGCUGGGGGCGGCGGUGGGGAGGAUUGCGAUUGUGGCGUUUGGGAUGGAGGUGAUUGCGUGGUCGGCCAAUUUAACGCAGGACAAAGCGGAUGAGCGGGCAAUGGCCCUAGGACUGGACAAGGGGAGUUUUACUGCUGUUGCUGGGAAAAGGGAGUUUUUCGGACGGGCGGAUGUGGUCAGUCUGCAUUAUGUGCUGUCGGGGCGGAGUCGCGGGGUGGUGGGGAGGGAUGAGUUGAGUGCGAUGAAGCAGGACAGUCUGCUGGUGAAUACGAGCCGGGGGGGCUUGGUGGAUGAAGAGGCGCUGCUGGAGGUGUUGAGUGCAGGGAGGAUUCGGGGGGCGGCGCUGGACGUGUUUGAGCCGGAGCCGCUGGGGGUGGACAGUGCGUGGCGCACGACGCAGUGGGGGGCAGACGGGCGCAGCGAAGUCGUCCUGACGCCGCACAUGGGAUACGGCGACGAGCAGAUCCACGGCUGGUACGACGAGGUUGCUGCCAAUCUGGAGCGGUGGCUGAAUGGGGACGACUUGCGCUGUUUGCUAUAG
Aspergillus puulaauensis is the source of this 1017-nucleotide messenger RNA. RefSeq names its product D-2-hydroxyacid dehydrogenase family protein. The coding region runs from base 1 to 1017 and encodes 338 amino acids. The record is from RefSeq and is a predicted model, not a curated record. Lineage: Eukaryota; Fungi; Ascomycota; Eurotiomycetes; Eurotiales; Aspergillaceae. Gene Ontology annotation, molecular function: oxidoreductase activity, acting on the CH-OH group of donors, NAD or NADP as acceptor; NAD binding. The transcript has a single exon.